CCUCCUCCCCCUGGCCUGACGAACGAGCACAGUGGCGGAGGUAGCCAUGGCGACCACGGUGGAGGAGGGGGCGGGGUCAACCACGGGGUUGGCGUGGUGGGCCUGGCCCCGGAGCACAUCCCCACACCGGGGGCGGCACUGAGCUGGCAGGCGGCCAUCGACGCUGCGCGGCAGGCGAAGAUGAUGGGCAGCGCCGCGACGAGCGGAGGGGCGGGGCUGGGGUCAGGAGGGGGCGGGCCCAUUUCCACGGCCAGCUCCACGCAAAGGAAGAGACAACACUAUAGCUCUAAGCCCAAGAAACAGACAACGACGACAGCCACAAGGCCCCCACGAGCCCUACUCUGUCUCACACUCAAGAACCCCAUCCGCAGGGCCUGCAUCAGCAUUGUAGAGUGGAAACCAUUUGAGAUCAUCAUCCUGAUGACCAUUUUCGCCAACUGUGUGGCCUUAGCCGUCUACAUCCCCUUCCCAGAGGAUGACUCGAACGCCACCAACUCCAACCUGGAGCGUGUGGAGUAUCUGUUCCUCAUCAUUUUCACGGUGGAGGCAUUCCUGAAGGUAAUAGCCUAUGGGCUGCUCUUCCACCCUAACGCCUACUUGAGGAACGGCUGGAAUCUGCUCGACUUCAUCAUUGUAGUCGUAGGGUUAUUCAGUGCGAUCUUGGAGCAGGCCACCAAGGGGGACGGCGGCACUCCUAUUGGAGGGAAGGCAGCAGGCUUUGAUGUCAAGGCUCUGAGAGCAUUCAGAGUACUCAGACCCCUCAGACUGGUCUCUGGAGUACCCAGUUUACAGGUAGUGUUGAACUCCAUAAUCAAAGCCAUGGUUCCUCUUCUCCAUAUCGCCCUGCUGGUCCUCUUUGUCAUCAUCAUCUAUGCCAUCAUCGGCCUGGAGCUCUUCAUGGGCAAGAUGCACAAGACCUGCGUUUACGAGCAUAUAGGCACCAUUGCGGAGGAAAAGCCGGCACCUUGUGCACCAGACGGAGCUUACGGUCGACACUGUAAACAUAACGGAACAGAGUGCAAAAUGGGGUGGGAGGGCCCAAACGACGGCAUCACCAACUUUGACAACUUUGCCUUUGCCAUGUUGACUGUGUUCCAGUGUAUAACCAUGGAGGGCUGGACGGAUGUGCUGUACUGGAUGCAGGAUGCUAUGGGCUAUGAGCUGCCAUGGGUCUAUUUUGUCUCUCUCGUCAUCUUCGGCUCCUUUUUCGUUCUCAAUCUCGUUCUGGGGGUGUUGAGCGGAGAGUUCUCCAAGGAGAGGGAGAAGGCCAAGGCACGUGGUGACUUCCAGAAACUCAGAGAAAAACAGCAACUGGAGGAGGACCUCAAGGGCUAUUUAGACUGGAUCACUCAGGCUGAAGACAUUGACCCAGAGAAUGAAGAGGAGGGCUUGGAUGAUGACAAACCCAGAAACCUGAGCAUGCCAGCCAGCGAGAAUGAAUCAGUCAACACAGACAACGCCCCCGGGGGAGACGUGGAGGGAGAGACCUGCUGUACCCGGUUAGCAAAUAGGAUCUCCAAAUCCAAGUUCAGUCGAUACUCUCGGAGGUGGAACAGGCUGUGUAGGAGGAAGUGCCGGGCAGCAGUCAAAUCACAGGUUUUCUAUUGGUUGGUCAUCUUCCUGGUUUUCCUCAACACUCUGACCAUCGCCUCUGAACAUCACCAGCAGCCUCAGUGGUUAACUGAUGUACAAGACAUAGCCAACAAAGUCUUGCUAGCACUCUUCACUGGUGAGAUGCUGUUGAAGAUGUACAGUCUGGGUCUACAGGCGUACUUUGUUUCGCUCUUCAAUCGCUUCGACAGCUUCGUAGUAUGUGGAGGAAUUCUUGAGACCAUUUUGGUGGAAACCAAGAUCAUGUCUCCUCUUGGCAUCUCUGUGUUACGUUGUGUACGCUUGCUGCGAAUAUUCAAAAUAACCAGAUACUGGAACUCCCUGUCCAACCUGGUGGCCUCUCUGUUAAACUCUGUACGCUCCAUCGCUUCCCUGCUGCUCCUGCUGUUCCUCUUCAUUAUCAUCUUCUCCCUGCUCGGCAUGCAGCUCUUUGGGGGGAAAUUCAACUUUGACGAGACCCGACGCAGCACCUUUGACAACUUUCCCCAGUCUCUGCUCACUGUGUUUCAGAUCCUUACAGGAGAGGACUGGAACUCUGUGAUGUAUGAUGGUAUCAUGGCGUACGGUGGACCAUCAUUCCCUGGCAUGCUGGUCUGCAUCUACUUCAUCAUCCUCUUCAUCUGCGGAAAUUAUAUCCUACUGAAUGUCUUCUUGGCCAUCGCUGUAGAUAAUCUGGCAGACGCUGAGAGCCUGACAUCCGCCCAGAAAGAAGAGGAAGAGGAGAAGGAGAGGAAAAAGCUAGCCAGAUUGGCCAGUCCAGAGAAGCGUCAUAACAAUGAGAAGCCGCCUCUGAAGGAGGAGAAGAAAGAGAAGAUAGAGCUGAAGUCCAUCACCUCUGAUGGAGAGACCAACACUGCUACUAAGCAGAUUAACAUGGAUGAGUACUGUGGAGAUGAGAGUGAAGAGAAGAACCCAUAUCCUGCCAAUGAUUACAUAGGGGACGAUGAUGAGGAUGAGCCAGAGAUGCCAGUGGGCCCGAGGCCUCGGCCACUCUCCGACAUUCAGUUGAAGGAAAAAGCCAUUCCCAUGCCUGAGGCCCGUGCUUUCUUCAUCUUCAGCCACACCAACAAAUUCAGAGUUCUGUGCCAUAAGAUCGUCAACCACAACAUCUUUACCAACCUCAUCCUCUUCUUCAUCCUGCUCAGCAGCAUCAGUCUGGCAGCAGAGGACCCAGUCAAGAAUGACUCCUUCAGAAACCAGAUCCUGGGAUAUGCAGACCAUGUCUUUACUGGACUCUUCACCAUAGAGAUAAUUCUUAAGAUGACAGCCUAUGGAGCCUUCGUCCAUAAAGGUUCAUUCUGUAGAAACUAUUUCAAUAUCCUGGACCUGGUGGUGGUUAGUGUGUCCCUCAUCUCCUCUGGAAUACAACUAGACUUCUCGACGUCCAGCGCAAUUAACGUGGUGAAGAUCCUGAGAGUUCUGCGAGUGCUCAGACCACUGAGGGCCAUCAACAGAGCCAAGGGACUAAAGCAUGUAGUUCAGUGCGUGUUUGUAGCCAUCAGGACCAUCGGCAACAUUGUCAUCGUCACUACGUUGCUCCAGUUCAUGUUCGCCUGUAUUGGAGUACAACUCUUUAAGGGCAAGUUCUUCUUCUGUUCCGACAGCUCUAAACAAACUCAGGCAGAUUGCAGAGGUUUCUACAUUAAGUAUAAGGACGGUGAUGUGGGGAAGCCUGAGAGAGACCCGAGAAAGUGGGAGAACAGUGACUUUAACUUUGACGAUGUCCUGCAAGGCAUGAUGGCUCUGUUUGCUGUGUCUACCUUUGAGGGCUGGCCAGGGUUACUGUACCGAGCCAUUGACUCUCACACUGAAGACGUCGGGCCCAUCUACAACUACCGCGUGGUCAUCUCCAUCUUUUUCAUAAUCUACAUCAUCAUCAUUGCCUUCUUCAUGAUGAACAUCUUCGUCGGUUUCGUCAUCGUCACAUUCCAGGAGCAAGGAGAACAAGAAUAUAAAAACUGUGAGCUGGACAAGAACCAGCGGCAGUGUGUGGAGUAUGCUUUGAAGGCACGUCCGCUGCGACGCUACAUUCCCAAGAACCCCUACCAGUACAAGGUGUGGUAUGUGGUCAACUCCACCUACUUUGAGUACCUGAUGUUCACACUCAUCCUUCUCAACACCAUCUGUCUGGCCAUGCAGCAUCAUGGACAGACCAAAAAUUUCAAUGAUGCCAUGAACAUUCUCAACAUGCUCUUCACUGGACUCUUCACUGUGGAGAUGAUCCUUAAACUGAUAGCCUUCAAACCCAGGGGGUACUUUAGUGAUCCCUGGAAUGUGUUUGAUUUCCUCAUCGUAAUUGGCAGCAUAAUAGACGUCAUUCUCAGUGAGAUCAACCCAGCUGACUCCUCCUCGUCCUCGUCCUCCUCCUCUUCGUCCUCCUCCUCCUCCUCUUCCUCCUCUCACCCCCCUGUGGUAAGGCCAAUGGUACGCUCCGACGGUAACCUCGUCCGCCUCCCUACCUCCUCCACCAUCCCUCCAUCCUUCCAUCCUUCCAUCCCUCCUCCUGCUACGCCAACCAUGGGACUGCAGAACUCUGAAGAGAACGCCAGGAUCUCCAUCACCUUCUUCCGGCUGUUCCGCGUGAUGAGGCUGGUGAAGCUGCUGUCUCGCGGGGAAGGGAUUCGGACCCUGCUGUGGACCUUCAUCAAAUCCUUCCAAGCACUGCCCUACGUAGCUCUGCUUAUAGUGAUGCUAUUCUUCAUAUACGCUGUCAUCGGUAUGCAGAUGUUUGGUAAGAUAGCACUGCAGGACAACACGCAGAUCAACAGGAACAACAAUUUCCAGACAUUCCCUCAGGCAGUGCUGCUGCUCUUCAGAUGUGCAACAGGUGAGGCAUGGCAGGAGAUCAUGCUGGCAUGCUCGCCCAAACGGCCGUGUGAGAAAGGAUCGACCAAUGAGAACAACACAUCCAGCGAGGACUGUGGCAGCCAGUUUGCCAUCAUUUACUUUGUCAGCUUCUAUAUGCUCUGUGCCUUUCUGAUCAUCAACCUGUUUGUGGCUGUCAUUAUGGACAAUUUUGAUUACCUGACACGUGAUUGGUCGAUCCUGGGGCCACAUCAUCUUGAUGAAUUCAAGAGGAUCUGGGCUGAAUAUGACCCAGAAGCUAAGGGGAGAAUAAAGCACCUGGAUGUGGUGACUCUGCUGCGAAGAAUCCAGCCUCCCCUGGGUUUUGGAAAGCUCUGUCCACACAGGGUGGCCUGCAAGCGUCUGGUGUCGAUGAACAUGCCUCUGAACAGCGAUGGAACAGUGAUGUUCAACGCCACACUUUUUGCCCUGGUCAGAACCGCACUCAGGAUCAAGACAGAAGGUAACCUCGAGCAGGCCAAUGAGGAACUGAGGGCAAUAGUGAAGAAGAUCUGGAAGAGAACCAGCAUGAAGCUCUUGGAUCAAGUAGUGCCCCCUGCUGGUGAUGAUGAGGUAACAGUCGGGAAGUUCUACGCUACCUUCCUCAUCCAGGAAUAUUUCCGCAAGUUUAAGAAGAGGAAAGAACAAGGGCUGGUGGCCAAGGUGGCCCCCAAAACUGCCCUCUCUCUGCAGGCUGGCCUGCGGACAUUGCAUGACAUUGGUCCAGAGAUUCGGAGGGCCAUCUCUGGAGACCUGACUGUGGAGGAAGAGCUGGAUAAAGGUCUAAAGGAGCCUGUGUCGGCUGCGUCCGAGGACGAUAUCUUCAGGGUAAAGCGUACAGGUGGGUUGUUCAGCAACCACGUCAACUACUACAACCAGAGCGAUGGCCGCGGUUCCUUCCCACAGUCCUUCACUACCCAGCGUCCCUUGCACAUCAGCCAGAAGGGCUCUCCUUGUGAAGGCGAGAGCCCGUCCCACGAGAAGCUCAUGGACUCGACCACUUUCACCCCUUCCUCUUAUUCUUCAUCAGGCUCUAAUGCCAACAUCAACAAUGCCAACAACACUGGCAUGGUUGGGGUGGUGACCCAGGGAAUCAGUCGAUUCCCAAGCCCGUCCAUAAGCACUGUGGACGGGCACACAGGGCAGCCGCUCACCCCCAUCCUGCUGCCAAGAUCCGCGUGGUGCUUUCCUCCAAAGAGCUCGGACUCAAGUGACAGCCGCCUGCCAAUCAUCCGAAGAGGCGAGGGGUCAACGGAGGAGACCUACGAUGAAAGCUACGGUGACGAUAGGGAGUACCACGAGGACGACCACUCGCUCUCCUCUGACAUGCUGGUGUAUCAUGAUGAUACAUGUAAGCAGUUGACUCCCAUGGAGGAAGGAGAGCAGGUAGAAGACAGAAGAGGAGGAGGAGGUUGGCAGUCUCCCAGGAGAGUCUUCCUCUGCCCCACUUCUCUGGGGCGGAGAUCAUCCUUCCACCUGGAGUGUCUCAGGAGACAGUCAAAGACAGAUGUCUCCCAGAAGACGUCUGUACCGCUACACCUUGUACAUCAUCAGGCUUUGGCUGUCGCAGGGUUGAGUCCUCUGCUAAGAAGGAGUCAUUCACCUACCCUCUUCAGCCGGCUAUGCUCCUCGCCUCCAGCCAGUCCCACAGCCCUUGGCAGUGAUGCUUCCUACCAGCGAGUGCCCUCUCUGAGGCUAGAGGGCACUAACUCCCAUGAAAAGCUCAAUACCAGUUUGCCCUCUGUCAACUGUGGGCCGUGGUACAGCGACAGUAAUGGGAACAGCCGGGUGCCCAGUCCUAGCCCCAGCGUGUCUGGGUCCAAUCAAAGACCACCACGGCCGGUGUCGCUCACAGUGCCCUCGCUACUGGGAAAAGACUCCAGCUCACUGUCUCGCGGAAGCGCAGGCAGUCUGGUGGAGGCGGUGCUAAUAUCAGAGGGUUUGGGUCAUUUCGCCCAAGACCCGUCGUUCAUUGAGGCGACUAAAGCCGAGUUGGCUGACGUCUGCGACAUGACCAUCGAGGAGAUGGAGCAUGCCGCCAACAACAUUCUCAAUGGCAACAGCGCCACAAACACCACAUCUGGCACCUCCUCCACCUCCCAGCACAGCCCCAACAGCAACCUCCUCCCCUUCCACACAGCAGCUGCAGCAACGCACAGGGACCGAGUGCUCAGCGAGGGCGGGGGAGAGGCCGGUGGAAGCAGAGGCUCCGUUCACGGGCCGUCCUCAGUGGAGGAGCGGCAGGAGCUGCUAGCAGGAGUUAGGGGACGAGAAGAGGAGGAGGAAGAGGCGGAAGGGAGGGAGGAGGGGCACAGCAGAAGCUUGGUUGUGAUUGAAGGAGCGCGACAGAGAAACAGCGGACUGUUGGACGACGAGGAUAUGGAGUGUGUGACGAGUUUGUAGGAAUCGGCUUGACGGGUUCAAUCGGCCGACUGGCCCCUCUGACAUCAUCAGAGACUAACGUUUGUCAGUGCUGGGUAACCGCCGCAGCUGGAUCUGUCUGUCCCCGCCGCUCACACACACACACAUACUCUGUCUGCCUCUCUGCCAGACGUAACCGCUCUGGACAUUGGCGGCCAGUGACGCAACCUUAAACACCUGGUUAUGACUUAUUUGGUUUAUAUGAGUUUGUAUGUGUGUGAAUGUUUGUAGUAAAGUACGCCACACAAUACUCUAUACUAUCUGAGUGUAUGCCUGUGUGUGUGAUCUAUGAUUUUCUCUAUUUGUACGUGUACGUGAGUGCGUGUGUUCUCCACACGUGUCUGAGUGUGUCUCUAAAGUGCCUCACAGUUUUAUCAUGUCCUCAAAGUGUGAAGAGCAGAAAAGAAGAGACAAGCAAAAAACGUGCCAGGGGACAGUAGGGAUGAAGGAAAGGUAGAAAGGAAACAACAGAAGCAGGAAGUCCUUUUAUGGAUUUCCUGCAGUCGACAUACUGUGUUUAUUGUUUUCAUUUCCUCUGCCUACUUUGGUGUUGUGUUAUUGUUGUUUGUCUGGCCGCCAUGAAGCCAGGUAGGGGACAGCAGACCAGCUUGUGUGGGGGGUCAGUUAAUGAUUCAAAUCUGACCGCACCCACUUGAGUUCAAAGGUCAACCACUCCUUCUUGGUUCACUGAUGAUGAAGCGCUGUAUUGAGUAAACGGGGGCGAGGAAAACCCUGUUUGAAAUCUCAUUUCUCUUCCUCUUCCAAAGCUAAGGAACCUUGGAGCACAGCCCUGCCAGCCUGGGGGUGGGAUUAAGGUGACACGCCAUCCCCAGCCAAGGGGGGGGAAGGAUUUGAGGGAUGGACCAACAGCCACAACAGGGCUGCUGUAGGGGGCCACGGGCAGAGAGAGACACUCUCUGGCCAACAGGAAGCCAGCUCUUUUAUCUGCUGGUCAGUAAGAUGCCAGCAAGAGACAAACUCACCUCGUCCGACACUUUGAUCUGGCUUCGCCUCCUACGCCCGCUUUUCCUCGUUUGGCCACACCCACUUCCUGACCCAACCAGGAAAUGGGAGGAGCAUUUGGUGGCUAAGCAGAGACAGCGAGCCCCCCUUUUCUGCCUCAUACCUCGCCGUUCCUCACUCCUCCCUCUCUCCUUCCUCCCUCCUCUUUGGUUAUUCCACCAUCUGUCUCCCUCCAUCGCUGGGUUUUUGCUUUUUCAGCCCUCGGGAGGUGAGUGUGUCGAAGGGUGGAGGAGAGAUCGGGAGUGACCGAUUGAAAAGAAAACAGACUCUGGGCAUGGAUCUACAGAGGAUCUGUCCGUCAAUCACUUCCUUCUCCAAGACCCUCCUCUUCCUCUCAGCGUGGAAUCCUAUUGGAUUUGCUGCCACACACACUCUCUCUGCAGACCACGCCCACUAUGUAUUUAACAGUUCAAUAUUGUGCAAAACUGGCUAGCCAUGACUAUUUUGUUUUAUAUUCAUGAUGUUAUUGGUUUAAUUUAUCCUUGAUUUGUUUGCACAAUCGGGGUGCUGGUCUUAUAAAUGUAUUUUUGCUCGGUUUAUUUUAGGAGAAUUUUAAGAGGUUUUAAGUAUCGAAGCAGGGCGUAGUGUUUGCGUGCGAAAGUAUAGCUAUAUUUGUGCGUGCGGGUGCGUGUCUGCAUUUUAGUACAGGAUGUAUGCGUGUACGAAUGUGUGAGAUAGCGUGUAUCUAAAAGGGGGGUCUUUCUCUCUAUCAGUAUGCACCUUUUACAGAUUGUAUCUAUUUAUUUAUUUAUUUUUCCCAGAAGAGAAAAAAAUGUGUGUGAGGAUGUGUUUGGAUGUGUGUGUAUGUGUGUGUGUGUGUGUGCCUGUGUUCAAGUGGUUACUUAUGUAUUCUAAAAAGCUGAUUUUAAGCCUAGACAGUAAAUUAAGGUAGCAUUACAAGUAUGGUGUGUGUGUGUGUGUGUGUGUGUGUGUGUGUGUGUGAGUGAGAGAGAGAGAGAGAGAGAGAGAGAGAGAGAGUAUGUGAGUGUAUGUGUGUGAUAAUGGGCCUCCUUAACACAGGGUUACCAUGGACAGGCAUGCUUCCAAAGCUUUGUGAUUUCUUUAGCACGGUUUUUACUUUUUAGCCAAGCUGCAGAGUCAGAAGCCACUCUAUCCUUGAAAUUUAGUCAUCGCAUAACUUUUCUUCAUUUUUCUGUUGAGAGGUAGUUAGGCGUAAGGUCUCCAGCGAGGUCAGAGUGACGGUUAAGUUUACAGUGGUGACGAGUUUCGGCAUUGCAGCUUGGCCAGAAGGUAACAAGCCUUUUGGCAAUUGCUGCUUUUCUUCUUUAUGGUGGAUGGUCACUCUGAAUGGUAGAAGCACCAAAUUUGUACUGCCAUAGUGACGCCUCGUGAAUGAACUGGGGGAUGACGCCCUGAUCGCUCGGCUGUAACGCACCGUAAUCACAUGAUUUCAUAAUUUAAUCGUAGUUUAAACUCCAAACGAACUAUUAGGGCUGGUGUACAGAUGCUGCAAGACUUCUGAAUCACAUCUCUUUGUCUGAGGUCUGCCAUAUCACAAAACAUUAUGAUUUAUUGUCAUUGUUAGAAAUUAAACAGUUCCUUGUCUGUAAUAUAAUUUACUGUUUAAGUACUGACAAAAAUUAUACUACAGACAGGAUAUUUACUGGUAAUUAAUAAGAUGUGAUAAUUGUUUGGUUAAUGUGAUAAAUUAGUGGAUAUAGAUCAGAAAACGAGGUGGGAAGUUGCGUCCUGGAUGAUCCCCUGGUGUGAUUUUUGUCUCUUCAUUUUCUUGUAAUGGAUUUUAGGUAGCAUGCUGACACAUUUUUAUUGACCUUUCUCUAUUAUGGCACAGGUAUGGACCUCAGGCCUCCGACAUUACACAGGGCACGGGUCUCUUUUUGGUAUUGUAUCGUCUCCAAAAAAAUAUCAGUAUCACAUCCUUUGUACCAAUUGUCACAUUUAUUAAACAACUUUAUAGUAUUUAAAACUGAAAUUGUUCAAUUCAGUUUUCUAAAAUGUUAUGUAGCAACCUAUGCUAGCCACUGACAAUUUGGAAAAACAUUGUGAUCACCACGAUCCCGAUGCAAAGUCACCUAGACACUAGGAUUUUAUUGAAAGUCUGUAUCUUAACAGACCAGUGUUCACAUGCAGAUACAACUCAGUAGAUCUUACAUAAAUAACCUCUUUAAAUUCCUACCCAGAGACACAUGUCUUAUAACUCCCCAUUAUUUUUUUACUUUAAUUUACCACUAAGGACUAACUGCUGAGCCCUCAUUCCUACAUGUUAAGCAGAGCAGGUUUGUGGCAGGGAAGGGUAGGCAUGAACACACUGCCAUAUACUGCAUCCUGUGCCAGUAACAGACUUCUGACAUUAUUAUGCAAACUAAAUGUGAAUGUUGAACGUGUUUUCAGUGGCAGUGCUAUUGUUGUUUUGUGGUUAUGAUCAUACUGCAAACCCUGAAGAAGUCUGUUGUCAAAGGAAUACCUUCCCUGACAUUUAGUCUGUUGUUUUUGUUUUCUUAUCCAUAAUACUUCAUAAAAACAAACCUUCAACAUUUCAAUCUUUCUUUCAAUCAUUCUAAAAGCACCUCAUUAAAUAGUUCUUUAUUGAAAUAACAUGGUACCAUAAGCUAGCAGGCUACUUUGCAGCAAGUGGCUCAGUUUCAGUAUAAGCUGCUCUUUUCUUUUUAGCAAAAGUCUAAAAGUUAGGAUGGAAGAUUUAAGUAUGGUCAAGCACGUUAGUGUGUGCAGGGAAGUAUCUGGGUUCAGUGUUUUAACCUUAGUUAAGUCAGCACAAUCUCACAUUGUGCUUUGUUUUUUUUUGUUUCCCCUCUGUUGUUACCAGCCCUGGUAAAGUUUAUUUAACCCUGAAUUUGAAAGACAUAACAAGUUCUCCUCCUGGUCAUUUAUGCUGAUUUACUCAUUACCAUUAGGUCUAAGUCCUGAAUAAUAAAUGCAACCAGCCGGCACCUGAAUUGUAAAGUUGUAGUUUUUGCAUCCAAGCUGCUACAGAGGAGCCAGCAAGUGUGUCUGCUUUAUACCAAGCAUUUUUGAUCAGCCGGUAUAGCAACAGCUAUGAAUGUCCCUCAAGACAGUUUUGAUAAGAAACUGCAUAAUGAAUGAAUAGUAACAUUAAUGAAUCAAUGAAUUAUCCAACACAGAACCAUUCUCCGACUUGACCAAGUUAAAAUUAGGAAGAGCAAGAUUCCCACAAGGUUGUUUUCUAUUAUUUAUGAUCAUAGCCGUAAGAUGAAUAAUCAAUAAUUACAGAAACAUUCAUAAAUGUUCCGUAUCACCUCCAGUUUUGCAGAUGAAAGAACAGAGAUAAAGCAUUGAGUUCAAAUCCUUUAAUUUUAUGCUCCUAAAACAUUUUCAUGUAUAUACUAUACCGCAUACUCAUAUCGAGUAACCCUGCAUAUCAGAAGUGCCAAACCAGACUUUGUUGUGUCUGUUUAAAGGCUCUUUGUUUUCAAAUGCAGGUGAGGGAGGUUCAGAGGCCUGUGGUGUCCCUGUGUGGAGUGGAGCAGCAUUGCCAUUUUUAUGUUAUAUAUAGGUUAGCAUGAACUAUGACGUGUUGCGUUGCAGUAUAUGGUAUGAGUGGGUGUAAUCCUGCAUCCCACAAGAUAUGCAAAAACAAUGCAAUAACUAUGACUGUAUACAAGGUUCCCGAAGUAAAUAUACUUGUGAAAGUAUGACAAUGUAUUUUUUUCUGUUUGUUACAUUUUUAAGUAAAGUCAGUGGUUUCCAUGCCAGAGAAACCUAACAUACUUGAAAUCAGGUACAUUGCAGUGCAGUAUAGUAAAGAUGUAUUUAUUUAACUUUCUCGUGCUAGGUGUUGGAUCUGCAGCUGCAGUCAAACGUGUAUCGGGACAGCAACAUGAAAUUGGUGUUUUUUCUCGUGGUUUAACAUCCAGCCAGUGGAGACCCAGAAUGAAAAGCUGAUUAUCUAUUCUGAUGAUUCAGCAGCGAAAACGACUAACUUCAGCUCCCUGACUCAAUAUGUUUUUGACCCUUUCUCUCGUUUCUUUCCAGUUAGAUUUUAAAUGGAUUGAGCUACGUGGCUGUAACAUCAGUAUUGCAUGAGGUUCACAUGUUGACAUUGAGCGUGCCGGGUUUUGCAGUCAUUUUGUUUUUAUCAGGUUAAGUAUCAUAUCACAUUAUGACAGAGUAGCUAUUUCUAUUUAGUGUACAUAUGAUUAUAGUCAGUAUUUCUUUGACAGCAGUGGAGGGGUAUUUGGAAGGUGAUUUUGCAUAUCUUGUGUCUUAUGGGCUCUCUUAGUUCAUUUUCUGAUUCAUAACCCUGAGAAGGACAGAGCUUAUGUUUAUAUGAUUGUCGAAGAGAAAAUUUACCUCUCUCUUGAGAGAAAAAGCAAACUACAGUAUUUUUACUCCCCACUUUAGACAGGUGUUACUACUACUUUGCCUAUGUGUUGCCAUAGUCUCUGUAGUCUCUGUCUUCAACUUCUAUCUUUUGUCUUCGUCAUGUGGACAUAUGGAAGAUGGACCAGUGGGGAUAAUGUGUAUGAAAUGGACCAAAUCACCCAUAAUUAGUAGUUUUUUAUAAAAAACAUUGGUGGAUAAUAUUGGAUGGACAAACACACAGGCAGGAGCUAGGUCUAGCUCCCUCCCACUUUAUUUGCUAUAUUAAUGCACAAAGUGAAAAAUAUACAUGAAAACGUCAAUUUAAAAUCCACAGGUUAACGGAAGCUGUCCCAAUUCCAUAUCAUGCACUUAUACAUAAGAAGAUUAUUUAGUGUAUUCAAACUAAAGUGACAACAUUAAGUCUUCAAUUAAGUAUAUUCAAAGUGGUCAGUAGGCUACAUAUUGUAAAAUAAAUUAACUCCCAGCAGUUUUAGUAUUUAAAUUCCAUAACGUUUAGGGACUCACAAGAUUAAAAGAAGAAUGGUAUGCAGCAAAAGGCUGAGAUAUUCUCAUGUUUUGUCCCUAGUGUUGGUCAGGCUCCAAAUAUACUUGAUACUACAUUUCCCAUAAUUCAACAAAUAACAGCUCUUCUAAUUAUUAUUAAUUACAGGUGGUGGUGAGACAGUUCCAGAAAUUUGUCACAAUACAACAAAUAAAAUAUUCUUUCAUGCCACCUUAAAGUCACAGUUUAAUUGACACUGGAUGGCGUAUUUAUGGCAUCAUUUCUGGUUAAAUAUGCCGAUUUCUUGUAUGCCAACUGCAUAAACAUAUAUUAUAAAGGUUUGUAUAAAGUUAUACCCUACACUAGUAGUGUGUAGUAUCUAUUGGAACACAUCAUGAGCGUAAGUUUGUUCAUCCUGCCAGUGAUAGUCUUUUUUUCACAGCUGACAUUUUGAUUAAGUAGCAGGAAAAGCACAGGUUUAACUAAUAACCUCAAUUAUGUCUCAUUUCCAUUUUGGUGUGCCAGUAAACCAGCAGUAACCAAACUACGGCCAUGGAGCUGGAACCACUAAAUGGACCAUAGCCACUAUUUAUGACGUUAGUUACGCUUGUGUUUUGCCGGUCACAUUGUCCACUCUGAGAGAAGUCUGUGUGUAUGUUCCUGUGGUCUGUAGACAAUUUAUCAGGCUGCUAAUCACGCUGAUAAGCUGCAGCUGUGUCUGCUGCCUCUCUGGAUCUCCACCUACAGCUAGUUAAACUAAAACCACACCCCUCUGCAAUAAAGGGUGCCGUUCAGAUUCAAGUAAUUCAAAGCAAAGAUAGAGAGAGAAAAUAGACGGAAGACAAUCUAGUUGACGGUUGAUGACAAUGGGAAGCAGUGGGUGUUUGGUCUGAGUAACAUUGUUUAAAGGAGAGUAUUUUUUGGAAUGGUAGAAGAUUUUGUUUCAUCAUGUUUGGAUUUCAGGAUGAAGUUCUGACAGGGUGAAUCUUAUAUCCAAGUGUUUUAUGUGCAUGGGUUUCUCUCUCUAGGGAUUUAAAGUAUUGGUCCUAAGUGAAUGAUGAAAUCUUUUCUCUCACCACUAGCCAAUGAAUGUAUAUUUUUAUAUACCAUUCUAUAGCAAGACAUAUAUGAAUAUAUAAUAUUUAAUCACCAAAAUGUUAGUGUAAGGAACAGACAAGACACUUAUUUGGGAAUGUAGUUUUUGAGCCAUUGGUUAUGAAGAUGUGUUAUAUAGGCCUACUGACUGAGGGUCAGUAUGAAUUUCUUGAACAAAGUCCCACUUUAUUGACUGUAUUUUUGACCAAAAGGCGCUGAAGGCGUCCACAAUGGAAUUUUAGGUCAUUUCACAAAUCUAUCUAUUCCUCACCAGUGCUGUGACUAUUUUUUUAGUUUUAAAGACACUAGGGUAUAGAAGUGAAUAUUGUCAACUAGCCUCACAGUACACACACUGAAGGAGAUGUCACACACUUUCACAUUUGACAUCUACAUUAAGCAACAGAGAGAUCUGAAAUUUAACGUACAUUUACUCAUUAUUUUUGUUUGAGAGACAUUAACCUACCAGCAACCUGCCAGUGCAGGUCAAAGUCUGGACAUUUUCCUACUGUAGCACCGAGAGACCUGUCUCUUUCGCUAGUCCAAUAUCACCGACACACACACACUGUAAACUCUUUCAAAUGCAUUAUUUAAGCUAUUAAAGACAUCUAACCAAAAUAAAUCCACCCAUCAAGGACUAGAUCUUUAUAUGAGCUAUGAAAACCAUGUAGCUUCGAUUUUAUUCUUCCAAGAAAGGAAUUAGAGGACUUGAACUACACCAGCGUAGAGAAAUCCUCAUUGAAUGCAGACAGUAAAGAAAGUAAAGAAGUUCAGCGGCCAACCAACUAAAUAAUUGUGUGUUUAUGAAACAAUGAAAAACGAUGUGUCAGAUUUGUAAUCAGAAUUGCUUUGUGGCAGGUUUGAUCUAAGAAAUGUUGAAUUUAUAUCCUGCAUCUCGACGGUGACGACGAGGAAAACUCAAAAAUAUGUUAUGGUUUGUGUGGAAGCUGCUGUACGUCAGUACUGAGAAAAAUGCCAUACAACACGCUUUAACAAAAAUAGUAUGUUACACACAAAUACUAUUUAAAAAGUAUUUGAGUUGUGUGUUUAUCCAAAACUACAUACACAUAUAAUGUGUAAUCAUUUAUCAGAGAGUGAGGCUAGAAAGCAGGACUCAUGUUAGUUAGGUUUAUCGUCUUAGUAACUCGUAGGCCUGCCGUUAUUGCAACAGAUGUACGUUAUAUUGUCUUGUAAACAAAAGUGUUCUUCAUUGUUUGAUCCUGACAGAAAUAUUUUAAGAGGACUAUUUUCAAUAUAGAUUUUAUUUUCCUUUUUUCUAGGUAGAAAUCCACAUAGCCUGUUGUAGGAAUCUUAUUCAAUCUUAUUCAGUCUAAUUAAAAGAUGAAUUCCCUUUUCUGGAGAAACAAGAGAGGAUGGUCUCUUUGGUUUUCUGCUGGACAGAUUUUACUUGAUGACAGUGCUGAUGAACGCUUUAGGAAAUGGAACAGAAAGUGGGAAUAUAUUAUGAAAUACAUGUUUAUAUUGCAAGUGUCUUCUAUUUUAGAUAUUAUAUAUAUAUAGAACAACUCUAUUGAAAUUAUAAGAUUAUUAAAUGAUAGGUUUGGAGCUGGAUCAAAAGGAAUCUUGUUCUGUGAGGAAAAAUGCCCAGAUCAGGUUUGGACGUGCCAUACUGUUAAACUCUACCUGUGCUGUAGCUUUCUGUAAUGGACCCAGAGGAAAAAUGUUUUAAUGGUUUUACCAUCGGCUGAAUGUUUCCAUCAGGUUUACAACUCGUCAUCAUAAAAAUCUGCUUUUGUCUGUUUGUUGCCAGCGCAUAAACAGGAUUUUAGGGAGAAACUGAAUACAUGCAAUGGGAUUACAAUGAGCCUCUUACAAGAUCAAAAUGUUUAAUUUCAUAAAAUGAAAGUGACACAUUUUAGAAUUUAGACACUGGAUUUAUUAAUCUUGAUUCCUGAAAUUACGCAUCAGGCUGUGAGACAUUCAAGGAACACAUUCAACUUACAGCCUCCAAUAUUUGAAUAAUUAGAAGUAAUUGUACGGAUCUUGGAGGCAAACGUAUUCCAGUACCACAAACAUUUAAGAACAUGAUCAGUGGUUAAAGAAUCUUAACUAGCCCUCUGCAUAUUGUGCUGCACUGGCUCAAAGUAACACUCACACACUCACAAACGCAUGUAAAGUCUUCACACAUCAGUCUUGGGAAUAUUUGAUUUGUUCACUUGUGAUGGUGGUGAGGAACAAAAAUCUGAUUUAUUUACAACCCUCUUUCCUUUUUCCUGGGACUGAUGAGCCAUAAAAUGAACCAAAUAAAUUAUAUUUGAUGAUGUAGAUUUAGAAAAAACACGUUGGAUAGCUGAGUAUAACUCACCCAUUGUGUAGCAGCACCUACAGCAGCACCCCUGUCUGAACAUUAAGGACGACUGUUAGUACUGUAAGGACCUUGAAAGCCUCGUGUUUAUCACGCAUUCCUUCACUUACUGUUAUUCAUACACAAUGUAAUAAUAAUAAAUCAUAAAGGAGAUCCCUGUUUGCACAUAUCACAAGUCCUGACACAGAGAUUGCUCUUUGUGUUUCACUUUUUUUGGAGAGGAAUGCUGCCCCCACAGCCUGUUGAUGGAGGAGUUUUCUGGACCAGCUAUUGUUUCUAACAGCGACUUUCUUCAGGAUAUUACUUCAGCUAACGUUUCUCAGCUCUGGAGGCAUGGCUGCAGCUUUACGAUGCAGAUUUCCUGUCAGCCGUUCUGGUGUUAAAACAACUCAACCUCGGUAGGACCAUGAAUGUCUCUGCCUCCCUGCAUCUGCUCCUCCUCUAACUUUACCGAUGAAGAGCUACAUAACAUUGCACCUUUAUGACAGUGAUUUCAUCCCUUGAAUGUAGGACGCAAUAUUGCUCAUACCGGUGUUUGUUUUUUGUAGCCCUUAAAGGAAAAAAAAGUUUGGAAAUUUUGACCACCACAGACAUAAAAGAUCUGAUUUGACCUCUUUGCUGACACAAAGAAUCUUUAGAAACCUUGAUUCCACAUGGUUUCAUCUUGCUAGGAAAGCCACAUUUGACCACAGAGAUUUAGAAACAAACAGGUCUUGUAUGCCUGUGUGUGUAAGUGCAGCUUUAAUGAAUGACUUGGUCCGUCUGAGAGCAUAGGCAGAGUCGUGUACAUUAUCAGUGUUUCUUUCUUGCUGGUGUGAAAACGCCUCUUUAACAGCAUGCAGGCGUUAACUACAUUUUUAAAAAUCCAGGUGGGGUGAUCCCGGCCUUUUGCCAGCCUGGCCAUUCAAUGGCUGGGGGUCUACAGCUUCAUAUACAGUAGUGAUUAACGAAAAACUGUUCUGUUCCUUUUUUAGUGGGUAAAUGCCUGGUUGUGUGGCUCUGUUCUCCACUGGUCAGUAGUGUCUUAUGAUCUCGUUCAUAGUCUUAGUUCACAACUCAUGCAAAGUGUUAAAGGGCCUUUGACAGGAUCGAGCUGUUUGUUUGUUUUUGUUCUGUUCUGUCGGAGCGAAGUCUGUUAUUAAUCCUCAAGUUUUUAUUUUGAGUGGACAGAGGUGUUCAGACCAAUUUGUUGUAAUAUUAGUAGUGGCGCUACUGUUAAAUGUAGUAUUUAAUAACAGCACUAUUUAUGGUCAAAAAAUGAACUAGUGUGUUAUUGUACUUGCGGUAGCUUUGGAGGCAGGUGGCCAUUUUGUAACUGAGUUCUUUAACAUAAGCCACUCCCCCUCGUGUGCGAGGGGUUUCAUUGGUUCUGAGGUUGCUAAGUGACACUGGCCCAACAUCAUUUGCUUCCCUCAGUGACCAUUGGUCUCCUUUGAUGACUGCAUGGUCUCACAGUUGACACACCCUUUUCUUUUCCUUCUUCUCUUUCUUUUUUCCCAAAGAAGAGUUCUUUGAUUUUCCUUUUGUUCAUGCAUUUUCAUUUUAGAUUUUAGAAAGGGAAAGAAUACAAAUCAAAUAAAUCAGAAUAUUAAUUCAAUCACUUUUUCUACUCCUAUUUUCAAUAAAAAGUGAAACGAAAAACCAAACAAAAAGUUGAUUUGUAAAUAAGUAAUGUACAGUUUGUAUCUGUAACUUGUCAGUCUGUCAUUGGUGACAGAGUCUGUCUUGCUUAUAACGCACGCUACCAGUAAAUAAAAAAAGGAAAAAUAUAUUUAGACUGUAUGGUCCCUUGAAAGCAAGUUUUAAAUUAAUAUCUGAUGUAUAUUCCUGUAACAUUGCAUUUUUAUCUGAAGGAAUGAUGUUAUUAAAAAAUUGCAAAUAAAUUGCAUUUCCUACA
Molecule: messenger RNA, 18039 nt
Organism: Micropterus dolomieu (smallmouth bass)
Lineage: Eukaryota; Metazoa; Chordata; Actinopteri; Centrarchiformes; Centrarchidae
Gene: cacna1c
Product: calcium channel, voltage-dependent, L type, alpha 1C subunit
Exons: 51
Coding region: 181-6858 (2225 amino acids)
Biological process (GO): calcium ion import across plasma membrane
Cellular component (GO): voltage-gated calcium channel complex; membrane
Molecular function (GO): high voltage-gated calcium channel activity
Source: RefSeq, a predicted model, not a curated record